AUGUCACUUGUCCAAAUCUACCAAACCUUUUUCAGGAGUCUUCGCAAUCCAAAGCGCGUUCCUACGUUCGUUGUCACCCUUGAUGCUCUGGGGACAAUAUAUCGCUUCAAGCACCCAGUUGCAACGCAAUACGUUGACCUCGCUCACACAUGCGGCUUGAAGGCCAGCAUCGACACUGACCAGCUGAACGAUUCCUUUAAGGAGGCUUUUAAGCACUGCUACGCCGUGUACCCAAACUACGGGAAACGGCAGCUCGAAAGCCCAAAAGAGUGGUGGACGAAGGUGAUUCAUCGGGCCUUCGGACGCUUUGUCGACCAAGAUCGGCUACCCGAGAACCUAGCGAGCCGCAUGUAUGACCAUUUUGCUGGAAGUAACGCCUACGAGCUAUACCCAGAUGCCCUACCCUUGUUCAACACGCUUCGUGCCCUCAAAAAGGACUUCAGUGAUCCUGAUGGGCCGCUUAUCCUCGCCGGCGUGGUUACCAAUUCUGACCCUCGAGCUUCCGCUGUCCUACAGGCAGUCGGCUUGAAGGUACAGGCCAAACCUCCGAAGCGCUAUAUCGGCGAAGCACUCAGCAAUGCGUGGAACGAUGCCAGACUGGAGCGAAUCGAUGGGCUGUUUGCAUCCGACGCCCUGACUUUCAGCCAAUACAAUGACAUCGAUUUCCUUUCGACUAGUUACGAAACAGACUAUGAAAAGCCAGACCCAAAUGCCUGGACCGAAGGCCUUAAGUUGGUGCAGACCCUACCUCUCGUCCGGAAAGCUGUAUCCUUUCGAGGAUCUCCAAGCGCGAACGUCCUUGAAUACAUGCACAAAACCGCACAAACCGUGGGCUACCGUGCUGGGGAGGUCAUGUGGCUUCAUAUCGGCGACGAGUACCAGAAGGACUAUCUCGGAGCGACCGCAGCUUCGCUAGACGCUUUGCUCCUGACACGGGACAAUGAUGGCGAAAUGCCACACAAAAGCAACGUAUCAGCGCCAGAUGUUCCGACCAUUUCUUCGUUGGAUACAGCUGCCAUGAUAAUCAACCUGAAGGCGCGAGGAUUCUUUCAGCGUGUUUCAUGA
Exophiala spinifera is the source of this 1065-nucleotide messenger RNA. RefSeq lists its product as uncharacterized. The coding region runs from base 1 to 1065 and encodes 354 amino acids. The record is from RefSeq and is a predicted model, not a curated record. NCBI's taxonomy places the organism in Eukaryota, Fungi, Ascomycota, Eurotiomycetes, Chaetothyriales, Herpotrichiellaceae. The transcript has a single exon.